Pipra filicauda (Wire-tailed manakin) is the source of this 8519-nucleotide messenger RNA. It is a transcript of the gene ABL2, whose product is annotated as ABL proto-oncogene 2, non-receptor tyrosine kinase. The coding region runs from base 419 to 3826 and encodes 1135 amino acids. Gene Ontology annotation, molecular function: non-membrane spanning protein tyrosine kinase activity; ATP binding; protein binding. The transcript is spliced from 11 exons. Gene Ontology annotation, biological process: protein phosphorylation; regulation of apoptotic process. Lineage: Eukaryota; Metazoa; Chordata; Aves; Passeriformes; Pipridae. The record is from RefSeq and is a predicted model, not a curated record.
GUGGAGUGGAAAAAUGAAUCAAUCUGGGCGGUCCCCGUAACGGGUGAUCCGUGUUGUAAUUUGUGCAAAGGAAUUUCUCCAAGGAAACUGUUUGCUUUCUUCCCAAACACUUUGUUGCCUAACUCUUAGUGGAACAAAACUCUGUCUCCGUAGCUCAUCUCAAAAUCGUUUCAACUUGCAGCCCAGUCCCCACAUCCUCUGUUUGCUCAGCAUUCUCUGGAAAGCUCCACCCUCAUCCCAGCUAAUAACCACGUUAACCCACAGCUCGAUUUUCCCAGUCUCUCCUUCGCCCUCCUGGGAGCACUUCCUUUCCCACUGGCCCCAGCCUUGCAAGCAGCUCGUGGAGGCCUUUGUGCUGGCAGUGGCAGCCCAGGAUUUGUCGUGCCAAACAGCCUCCUUGUCUGCUGGGAAGCACAUCAUGAGCGUGGGGACAGUCCUCUUCCAGUCCAGCAGCUAUGGCAAAGAGGGGAGGCUGCUCUGCUGCCUCGGUGAGGGAGCCUCCGAGCCUGCCAGGAGCUUCUCAGAGGCCCUGCACCGCCCCUACGGCUGCGAUGUGGAACCCCAGGCACUGAACGAAGCCAUCAGGUGGAGCUCCAAGGAGAACCUGCUCGGAGCCACUGAGAGCGACCCCAAUCUCUUUGUUGCACUUUACGAUUUUGUAGCAAGCGGAGACAACACCCUCAGCAUCACCAAAGGUGAGAAGUUGCGAGUCCUGGGUUACAACCAGAAUGGUGAGUGGAGUGAGGUACGUUCGAAGAACGGGCAGGGCUGGGUACCAAGCAACUACAUCACGCCAGUGAACAGCCUGGAAAAGCAUUCCUGGUACCACGGGCCCGUGUCCCGCAGUGCAGCAGAGUAUCUGCUGAGCAGCCUCAUCAACGGCAGCUUCCUGGUGCGGGAAAGCGAGAGCAGCCCAGGGCAGUUGUCCAUCUCGCUCAGGUACGAAGGACGUGUUUACCACUACAGGAUCAACACCACCUCGGACGGGAAGGUCUAUGUGACAGCAGAAAGCCGUUUCAGCACCCUGGCAGAGCUCGUGCACCAUCACUCAACGGUAGCAGACGGCCUGGUGACAACUCUGCACUACCCAGCACCCAAGUGCAAUAAGCCCACUGUCUAUGGAGUGUCCCCCAUCCAUGACAAGUGGGAGAUGGAGAGGACUGACAUCACCAUGAAGCACAAGCUCGGGGGAGGGCAGUACGGCGAGGUGUACGUGGGGGUCUGGAAGAAAUACAACCUCACUGUUGCUGUGAAAACAUUAAAGGAAGAUACCAUGGAGGUGGAAGAGUUCUUGAAAGAAGCUGCUGUGAUGAAGGAGAUCAAGCACCCAAAUCUAGUGCAGUUGUUAGGUGUGUGUACCCUGGAGCCACCCUUCUACAUCGUGACGGAAUACAUGCCAUAUGGGAACCUGCUGGACUAUCUGCGGGACUGCAACCGGGAGGAAGUGAGUGCUGUUGUGCUGCUCUACAUGGCCACCCAGAUCUCCUCUGCCAUGGAGUACCUGGAGAAGAAGAACUUCAUUCACAGGGACUUGGCAGCACGGAACUGCUUAGUUGGAGAAAACCACGUGGUGAAGGUGGCUGACUUUGGCUUAAGUCGACUCAUGACUGGUGAUACCUACACAGCCCACGCUGGGGCCAAGUUCCCAAUCAAGUGGACGGCUCCCGAGAGCCUGGCCUAUAACACCUUUUCAAUCAAAUCAGAUGUGUGGGCCUUUGGGGUGCUGUUAUGGGAAAUUGCUACCUAUGGAAUGUCACCGUACCCAGGCAUCGACCUCUCUCAGGUGUACGAUCUGCUGGAAAAGGGCUAUCGGAUGGAGCAGCCGGAGGGGUGCCCUCCCAAGGUGUAUGAACUCAUGAGGGCAUGCUGGAAGUGGAACCCACCAGACCGACCUUCCUUUGCUGAGACCCACCAGGCCUUUGAAACCAUGUUCCACGACUCGAGCAUCUCAGAGGAGGUAGCAGAGGAGCUUGGAAGAACAGCCUCCUCCUCAUCCAUAGUUCCUUACUUGCCCCGCUUACCCAUUCUUCCCUCCAAGACGAGAACACUGAAGAAACAGGCAGAGAACAAGGAGAACAUCGAAGGAACACAGGAGACUGUGGAGCACUCGGCUUCCAGCUCAGCACCAGGUUUCAUCCGAAGCACACAGCCAACAACUGGGUCUCCUGCGCUGCCCCGCAAGCAGAGGGACAAGUCACCCAGCAGCCUGCUGGAGGAUGCCAAAGAGACCACGUUCACCAGGGACAGAAAGGGCGGCUUCUUCAGCUCCUUUAUGAAGAAGAGGAAUGCUCCCACGCCUCCCAAGCGCAGCAGCUCCUUCCGGGAGAUGGAGAACCAGCCCCAUAAGAAAUACGAGCUGACGGGUAACUUUUCCUCUGUUGCUUCCUUGCAGCACGUGGACGGGUUCUCCUUUGCUCCCACGCAGCAGGACACGAGCCUGGCACCCCCCAAGUGCUAUGGAGGGGGUUUUGUGCAGAGGACCUUCUACAACGAUGAUGGCACAGGGCCCAGCAGCGGUGGGGGCGUGAGCACCAGCGGAGGGUGGUCGGGCAUCACUGGUUUCUUUACACCACGCUUGAUUAAAAAGACACUGGGUUUACGAGCAGGAAAACCCACUGGCAGUGAAGAAGCUUCAAAGCCUUUUCCAAGGUCAAACUCUACAUCUUCCAUGUCCUCAGGGCUUCCAGAACAGGAUAGGAUGGCAAUGACCCUUCCCAGAAAUUCCCAGAGGUCAAAAAUUCAGCUGGAACGGACUGUGUCCACCUCCUCUCAGCCCGAUGAGAGCACGGGGAGGGCCAAUGACCUGCUUCCCAAAAGGUUUGAAGAAGGCCCUGCUUUGACCAGAGAGAGACCAAAAGCAAAACUCUUGCCAAGGGGUGCCACAGCACUCCCCUUCCGAACUCCCUCCACAUUGGAAGAAAAGGAGGGUCCAGGGCUAGCAGCAGCUCCUAAGGGAAAAGAAAAAAACAGUGGCUCACGACAGGGGGCCCUUGAGGAUGGCGAGAGGCCGGGGUGGUCAUCUCCAGGCAAGGCUGCAGCAAUACUUCCAACCACUCAUAACCACAAAGUGCCAGUCCUAAUCUCACCCACUCUAAAACACACUCCAGCAGACGUGCAGCUCAUUGGCACAGACUCUCAGGGUAAUAAAUUUAAGCUCUUAUCUGAGCAUCAGGUCACUUCUUCUGGCGACAGGGACCGGCCCAGACGGGUAAAACCAAAGUGUGCUCCACCUCCACCACCAGUGAUGAGGCUCCUCCAGCAGCCGGCUGCCUGCUCCGACGCAGCAGAAGAGCUGAGCCCCGUGGCGGGAGCGCAGCACGGACUGGAAUCGAGUGAAGGGAGCAAGAAGGCGGCAGCAGCAGCAGCACCUGUUGGUGGAAAAUGUGGGAGGCCCAUGAUGCCUCCACCUCAAGUGCCUCUGUCAUCGUCUUCCACCUCCCCAGUGAAAAUGGCCAACGGCACGGCCGGCGCGAAGGUGGCGCUGAGAAAGACCAAACAGGCAGCUGAGAAAAUCCCCGCAGACAAGAUCAGCAAGGAGGCGCUGCUGGAGUGCGCGGAUCUGCUCUCCAGCGCCAUCGCCGAGCCCACCCCGAACAGCCAGCUGGUGGACACGGGGCACCAGCUGCUGGAUUACUGCUCAGGCUACGUGGACUGCAUCCCGCACACCCGCAACAAAUUCGCCUUCCGGGAGGCCGUGAGCAAACUGGAACUCAGCCUGCAGGAGCUGCAGGUGUCCUCGACAGCUGCUGGUGUUCCCGGGGCAAACCCCGUCCUUAAUAACUUAUUGUCAUGUGUCCAAGAAAUCAGCGACGUGGUGCAAAGGUAGCUACUGUCCAUCUGGGUAAGAGAAACACGCACGGGGAGGGGGGGACUUUUUUUCUGUACUGAUGCUUUCAAAAGGAAAGACUGAUACUUGAGUAUGUGAAGUACCUCAGAUCACUGAGUUCUCCUCACGUUUACAGGUUCAUCUCAAAGAAAUGGGGAUGGAGAGGGUAGAUUAAAGCUGUAAGGGGCAAACAUCGAGGAUCUGUCCCCACCUAAUCAGGCUGAUCUGCUCGGUGUGGCAAGGGAAGGCAGUUCCUUGCUCUUCCCUUGGAGAGGCAGGAGAACCGAUGGCAGGUUCUCGCUCUGGGAAGGAUGGUUGAUGUGACAGCCAGAGUACUGGGGUGGCUGCAGGCUGCUCUGCUGUACAGAUCCUGCCCUGUCUGCACUCACGGGUGCUUUGCUCUCCCAACAAGGCAAAGGAAAAGCACUGGGGCUCCACUGGUACCGACGGCCGAGCAGUCGCAGCCGGAAGGGUUCCCAAGGGAGGGUCACGUGCAGUUGGGGGGAAGGUCUAAUGCACUGACAGUGUUCAGAGCUGCUGGAGGUGGAUGCACUAGCCUGGAUGGCUUAACUUCCACAGCACUGUUGCUGCUGUAAUGAGAACUGCAAAGUUAGUUAAUAUAUGAAACUAUCCCUUUUCCCUCCUGUCCACCUCAUCCACCACAUGUUCUCAUCAUCAUUGUGUCAGAAGCGUCAGGGAUGCUGGGCAGACUUACCACUGGAAUACCCCCUUCCCCACCACACAGCCUUCACUCACUGAUACCUAUUUCUAGUGGUCUAGCACGGGUGCUGCUUGAUGGUCGUUUUUGAGUAGUUUGGGGCUCUUGCACAACUUGCCAGUGUUGUUGUUGGGGUGGGUGGGUUGUUUCUUUUUUAAGCUAUAGAUUGUUUUUAACUUGUUACCAGGUUGACUCCCCAUUUCAGUUUGAUCCCCCUGAGGACCCACGGUAGGUCAGGCAGAGCCUCCACCACCCCUGGCUGUUCUCCACAUUCCUUUAGCAGUCCCAGCACUGCAGGGCCAGCUGGAAAGCCAGGAAGUACAGUCUGGCCUGCCCACCACAGGGAUUCCCCGGAGCUGUCCCUUCACAGUGCCAGAUUCCUGGGAUUUGUUCUAGCCCUUACCGGUCUUGCAGACUUCCAGCUUCCCUGCAUCCAAAGGUGACAAAGCAUGGCAGCACGCAGGGGAAGCACAAGCAUCUCUAUAUAUUUUUUCCUGUAUUUUAAAGGCUAGGCCAGAAUCCUGUGCUGUGCUGUAGGGAACAUGCACAUAAACUGUGCACUCCUCUGCCCGAGAGGUGACAACAGAAGUUAUGGCUCUGCCUUGAAGGGCCCCCACUGGGUCUCUGAUGCCUUCUCACAGUCCCAAAGUUGAGGGGUUGACAUUGUCUCCCUUGGUCCUGGUGCUGUUUGUAGGCUGUUGUGGCCUCACAGAGCUGAUCUUCUGUGUCUGCGGACAACUCCCCGAGGUGCAGAUGUGCUGGCAAGUAGGGAGACCUCAGCUGUUGGUUUGUGAGAGGAAGGACACAGGCCUGAUACCUGACUCCAAAUAAACAUCACCCUGCAUGCUGCUGUUCACUUCACACUGUUGGUGACAGAGGAUCUCGCUUGCUUUGCACCUUAAAUCUUUUAUUUUUGGCUAAAAUGCUCUUUAAACUUGUUUUCCAAAUUGUGACUGUGCUGCUUUUAUAGUGGAUCAAUUAGAGUGGAGCUGGGGCCAGGUGUGACUUUGGAAGGUGAGCACUUCCACUGCUGUCUAGAAGCAUCACCCUGUUGGUGCUGGGGAGGCUGGGCUGUCUCAGUGGGUGUCCCUGCUUUUCCCACAGAGCACAGUGAGACAGGGCCUUGAAAAAUCUUUAGAAAUGGGCUGGUGUCUGACAAUCCUCCUUUUAUUCCUGGUCUGUGGCAAACAACGUUGUGUCACGGUGUGUGGAGGCACAGCAGAGCAGCAGCAUGUGAGGUACAAUGGACCACAUGAGCUUCUCUGGCCAAGUGAAAUGAGGGGGCACAAAAAGAGCCAAGCAGCCCUUUGUGCUGUCCAGUUCUGCAUCGGGAUCCAGCGUGCCCAGGAUCCCCUGGGGGCUCUUCCACAGCCACACUCAGCUGAGCACCAAACCCUUUAUCUUGUAGACUUUACUGAGGGCUUUUGUGGUUUACCUUAUCUCUUUCAGUCAUCUUUAUGGAAGGUGUGCAUCCAAACUACCUGCCUUUGGAAGGGUGACCUGCAAAGGGAAGGCUGCUUGUGGCAUUGCUUCACACGGCCUGUCAAACAAUCAGAAGGAUUUAGAAGGUAGGGGAGCUUUCUUUGGGGCAGAAGGGCAGGUCUUGCUUGCCCCGGCAGACAAUCAUCUGCUGUAGUGUCAUCAUUGUACUGCUGCUCAGCCAAGGACAAAGGGGUUUUUUUAAGAAGCCUUUUCUUUUCCUGAAUGCCAGUCUUCCAGAAAAGCUCCAGCAAAAGUGAUAGAGUAGCAAUAUGGAAUUUCUAACUACUAGAACUCUCCUCUUGUAGCCCUUUCAGAAGAAACCAGCUCUGUCCCAACAAAGCACUGGUUCCUCUCCCCUGGCCAUCCCCACUUCCUUUCAGAUGCCACCUUGGUUUCUUCUUCCCCCACAGAAGAGAUGGGCAGUGGGCCAGGGAAGCAUCCGACUGCUUUUCCAGAGUCACAGAAUGGCUGAGGUUGGAGGGACCUUUGGAGAUCACCUGGUCCAAACCCCCUGCCCAAGCAGGGCCACCCAGAGCCACUGCCCAGGACAAGGUCCAGGCAGCUUUUGAGUAUCUCCAAGAAUGGAGACUCCACAACCUGAGUGCCCAACACAGGAGCCCAUUCAGUGCUGAUCCCUCCUGUGGUGGAAAAACGUGGGAAUUUGCCUGUUGUCACUCCCAUGGAGAGCAUUUUCUCUGCUCUUACCUAUCAGUGUAUGUCAGGUAGGUAGAUGGUGGCAGAGGUAGUGCUGACCUGACAGCAGGUUCUUUCCCUCUAAAUAAGAGGCUGCAGAAUUGCUCUUGCUUCUCCUGCCCCACAGUGUUUUAUUCCCAAACUGCCGUCUGGCAGGAUAGCACAAGGAUGCUAUCUGGGGAAGCUGGUUCUGCUGUAAAUCACUGUCCAGUUGUUCUUCCUUCCACAGCUGCUCCCGAAAUUGUUACUGUUCCCUCUCCUUUAGCUAGGCAUGGCUUUCUCUUCAGCCUUAAAGGUCUCCACUAUGGCCAGUUCUCUGCUUUCAGCCUUGCAAAGGAGCGUAUGGGUGGUAACACUGUUACUUGUCCCAGCAGAGAGCGCUUCUUGCUCCACUGUUUGGGGCAGGGGACAAGGCAUGGAUCCCGUUGUUUCCUCUCCCCAGUACUGUCAGGCAGCCAUGGGGGCACGGACACUGUCACAGCUGGGCUCUCUCACUUGCACUAGUAUGGGCUGCAAUUUAAAGUCGUCGUCUUUGCAACACGGGUGGCACCACGUCAGACCCAGUAAUGCCAAGCACAGCGUGUGCUCACAGAGUGAGCUCAGUGGGGCACUUUCUCUUCCUACCACUGUGGGAAUUAGCUGACUCACAGGUGCAAUUCUCUCUUCUUCCUGCACUGUACACCCUUUUUGAUCCCUAAGCAGUGCACUCGAUUUAAUCAUGUUCUUCGUUAGCGUGGACAGCGGUGAGGCUGAGCCAAGAGUCUGGGUGUGGGACUGCACCAAAUUUAGCCACUGGGAAAGGGGAAUUGAAAGGAGCAGCGUUGCUGUUGCAGAACACAACAGGGAGGGAGGGCUGUCCUUGUCCCCCUCACACAGGAUGCUCCUCCUGAGCACCACUGGCCUCGUGUCAGUGACACAGAGUCCAACACGUGCAUGUUGACAUCCACCACGUGGGUUUAUGCAGGACUUAUGGGGCAGACCAUGCUCUGUGGGCAGCAGGAACUAAACCCCACAGCAAGGGGGGGGACACAGAGCAGCCCCUCCCUACCAGGCAGGGGGAGAAUGAGGGGUGGGAGGGGUUACACUGUGCAGCCACAGAGCAAUCCCGACCCCGGCAUCCCACCACUUACCUGAGGCAGGCUUUGGCUCCGGGGCAUCCGUAGCUGUGACAAGCACCAACAGCUCCAGAAGAUGGUUGUUGCAGAGCCCACAGGCUGCUGUCUCCUCUUGUAACACACUCAGCCCAGCCCAGCUGCUGAUGGGGAGCUGGCAGGUACUGAAAGGUAGUGACUGCAGCACACAUGGAAACCUCCACCAGCACUGUCCUGCACCGGUGGCACUGGGAUCAUGCUGCAGUUCCCUGGAGUGUAGAACAAGCCCCUCAGCCCAUUCCCUGGAGGCAGGUAACAAGAGGUUCUGGGACAACUGAGCAAUGUCUGUACCAAAGGAGGUUGUUCUCCCCAUGUGUCUGUUGUGAGGCCGAUGGGCUCGGCCCGGCACGUUGGUUGUAUCGGUAGUGAACUCGUUGAGGGCAGGAAUUAAUUAAAAUUGAACACGUUAAUCACCAAUCACUCUACCAGUGUUGUCAACUGGUCUUGUUUUUUAAUUGUUAUUGUAAUAUAUUUUGGUUGGUUUUCUAAUUUAAUUCUCUCACUAUUGUCUGACUGUGAACUGCGAACAGUGUUAAACUUGAUGUAAAUAAGGCCCUUGGAAGGGCCUCUUUGCCUGUCGUUCCACAAAGUUUUGCCAAUUUGCAUUUUAUUUUAAAUAAAGGUUGCAAUAUUUUAUUGGCAAAAACCA